AUUUAUAAAAAGUCAGUGAGAAACCAUCCGUCGUUCAGUAGACAGUUGGUUAUUUAAUUAAUAAAAUGCGGUUCCUUAUCGUUGUGGUGUUAUGUUUGGCGGUGGCUUCAGCUGCAAAAGACAAUGGCAGGAUCAUCGGUGGUUCACUGACGACCAUCUAUGACUAUCCUGAUAUGGUGGCAUUGUUGCGCGGUUCUGUCUUCUAUCACCAGGACUGCGGUGGGGUCAUUCUCAACAACAGAGCCGUACUCAGUGCAGCCCAUUGCGUCGGAGCAUGGGGCAUACACGCUCGCCGCAUUCGUGUCGGAUCAUCGUACGCGAACAAUGGUGGCACAGUCAUAACCACAGAGAGACUCAUUGUCUACCCCGAAUAUAAUGUACCGACGGGACACAACAACGACAUUGGAAUCUUGUGGACGACGGAAGAAAUCCCAGUCACGGCAGCUUCCCGACCAGCCUGGAUCGCCGGUCCGAAUUACCACGUGGCUGAUGAUCAAGAAGUUUGGGCUGCAGGCUGGGGCCGCACGAUCGCCAACGAUGGGGGCUCAGUCUCAGAACAGCUACAGCAUGUGAAGAUCUGGACAGUGAACCAAGAGACUUGCAGGCUUCGCUACUUGCAGCGGUCGCCGAUCCCGAAUUUCAUCACGGAGAACAUGCUUUGUGCCGGCUGGAUAGAUGUGGGAGGUCGCGACCAGUGCCAGGGCGACUCCGGUGGUCCUCUCUACCACAACGGAGUGGUCGUCGGAAUCACCUCGUGGGGCGAGGGCUGCGCUGAUCCCUUCUUCCCUGGUGUCAACGUUCGAGUCUCUCAAUACACGAGCUGGAUCGAUAGCAACCGAUAAUAUUUUAUUCGAGCGAUUAAAUCAACAACAGUACCUAGCUA
This is a messenger RNA of Ostrinia nubilalis (European corn borer), 883 nucleotides long. RefSeq names its product trypsin, alkaline B-like. The record is from RefSeq and is a predicted model, not a curated record. Gene Ontology annotation, biological process: proteolysis. The transcript has 4 exons. NCBI's taxonomy places the organism in Eukaryota, Metazoa, Arthropoda, Insecta, Lepidoptera, Crambidae. Bases 66 to 842 code for a protein of 258 amino acids. Gene Ontology annotation, molecular function: serine-type endopeptidase activity.